This is a messenger RNA of Microcebus murinus (gray mouse lemur), 1178 nucleotides long. RefSeq names its product parkin coregulated like (gene PACRGL). Lineage: Eukaryota; Metazoa; Chordata; Mammalia; Primates; Cheirogaleidae. The record is from RefSeq and is a predicted model, not a curated record.
ACUGCGCGGCGCUGUCAGGUCCCGAGGCGCGAGCCGCGCGAAGGCUCAUUUUCCGAAACUCCAACAGCCGGUGGCGGGAGCGGCAUAUGUUAGCUGACCGGCAGCCGGGCCAAAGCCCCACCAGGGGCGGCGGCUGGUAUGCGGAUCGCGGCGGGAGAGAGGCGCGGAGUAAAGGGGAAGCAAUGCAGAAAUCAGAGUGCCCCAGAGGUACACAGUUGAGAAACAGAGUAACAGGUAACUGUGAUCAAAGGGCACUAUCAAGUGCACAAAUAAAAUGCAGGACUACAGUUCAGCAAAUCAAAUCCUCCUCAUCAACCAGUUCUCCAGAGUCUGUACGAAAACUUCAUCCUCGACCUAGUGAUAAACUUAACCCUAAAACAAUUAACCCGUUUGCUGAACAAUCACGAGCCCCUUCUGCUUUCUCAGCUAUUUACUCUAAAGGAGGUAUACCGUGCAGAUUGGUCCAUGGUUCAGUAAGACACAGAUUACAGUGGGAAUGUCCUCCUGAAAAUCUUCCAUUUGAUCCUCUUCUUAUUACUUUAGCUGAGGGUCUGAGAGAGACUAAACAUCCAUAUACCUUUGUGUCAAAGGAGGCUUUUAGAGAAUUACUUUUGGUCAAAAGUGCUCCUGAAAAAACUGUUCCUUUGCUACCUAGACUGAUUCCUGUACUGAAGGCAGCUCUGGUCCAUUCAGAUAAUGAAGUGUUUGAAAGAGGAUUGAAUGCCCUGGUACAGUUAAGUGUUGUUGUUGGUCCUUGUCUAAAUGACCAUCUGAAACAUCUGCUUACCAGUCUUUCCAAGAGACUAAUGGACAAGAAAUUCAAAGAGCCAAUCACCAGUGCAUUACAAAAACUAGAACAGCAUGGUGGAAGUGGAAGCCUUAUCAUCAUCAAAUCUAAAAUUCCAACAUAUUGCUCCAUAUGCUGUUGAAGAAGGGAGCCAACAAAAAUCAUCUUACUACCUGGUAGCAUGUGUCAAACGCUGACCAUGGGUACCAGGGGAAUUUUAUUCAAAUAGUUCAUUUUAUUCUUUCAUAAAUCACAACCACCAUUCAUUAUUUACUAGAUUAAGAUGAGUGUACACAAUCACACUAAAUCAUAGUAAAAGUUAUUCAUCAACAAAAAAGAACCAUUAAUAAUGGAAAGCUAUUAAUAUUAAAGAACUUCUAUAAUAGUAAAA